AGUGGACGCAAGUUGAUGUUGCCUGCAUUAUGCUAUGCUAUAAACACAACUUUUGCAAUUAGCGCCUUGACCGAUUUAAAUAUUCCAAUGUAUACUGUCAUGAAACGCCUGGGAUUACUGAUGAAUUUGAUUUUAUCUGUUAUUCUACUUUCUAAAAUUCCUUCUGUUAUGGUAUGCUUUUCAAUCGCUCUCAUCAUUACUGGUUGUGUUGUAGCCGGCAUGCACGAUCUUUCUUCUCACAUUUUUGGCUAUGUGAAUGCUUUAAUCAGUGUAGUUUCCCAAUCAAUCUAUCUAACAUUAGUUGAAAGAGCUGGAGCUCGUACUGAGUUUUCAACUUCAUCUAUACUCUAUCUCAAUACUGUAAAUUGUUUACCUUUCCAAAUAUUAAUUGCAAUUAUAACAGGAGAGAUUUAUCAAGCCACUACUAAUGUUCUUCUAUUCAACGUAUUGCUAUUAAUCAUACAGGCGGUGUUUUUCUUCGCCGCUGGCUUGGGUUGCCUUUUAAAUUAUUCUCUAUUCUUAUGUACUACCGUCAAUUCGGCAUUAACCACAAGCAUUGUUGGAGUAAUAAAGGGACUAGUAACAACUAUUAUAGGUUUUUUUACUUUUGGUGGAGUACCUGCAACAACCUUUACUGUUGCUGGAGUUUCAAUAAAUAUGAUUGGCGCAAUACUAUAUACAUACGCAAAAUAUAAGGACAAGCUCACAAGUAAUAAAGUGUGA
This is a messenger RNA of Trichoplax adhaerens, 723 nucleotides long. RefSeq lists its product as uncharacterized. The transcript has 5 exons. Lineage: Eukaryota; Metazoa; Placozoa; Uniplacotomia; Trichoplacea; Trichoplacidae. Gene Ontology annotation, molecular function: antiporter activity. Gene Ontology annotation, cellular component: Golgi apparatus. The record is from RefSeq and is a predicted model, not a curated record. The annotation marks the transcript as partial.